Molecule: messenger RNA, 1749 nt
Organism: Nilaparvata lugens (brown planthopper)
Lineage: Eukaryota; Metazoa; Arthropoda; Insecta; Hemiptera; Delphacidae
Product: ras GTPase-activating protein 1-like
Exons: 5
Coding region: 788-1654 (288 amino acids)
Molecular function (GO): protein binding
Source: RefSeq, a predicted model, not a curated record
CUAUGUUCUUUGAAUUACGGUAGUGUGCUCUGUUUUCUAGUUUCAGCGCAGCUUGAAUUUAUUCCUUAAAUUAUUUUUCAAUUGUUGGAUAUCAAAGUAAUCACUUACUAAACUGAUGAUUUUAUUCUUAUCUUUAUAUCGAAUCUCAGUUUAGAUAGCAUUAGUAGGCUAAUCUUUUUUAAUACUUCCAUUAGUGGCCGAUUCUCUUGCUCUCAAAACUUAGUAUCCUUGUAAAUCUACAAAUAUAUUUUUAUAGUCUGAUCUUCAGUUAAAUGAAGCUAUGGUCUCUAUCAUUAUGUGUUCCAUUUUUCGGCUAUAUGCACAGUCUACGUUUCACGUUACUCGAGGAUUAGGAUAAAUAGAGCUUUUUGCAAUAGCCUAUAACUGAAUAAACGGUGCAGUAGUCUACAGAAUAUAAGCUGAUGUAUUUCCAUUCUCAAGUCUUGUUUCAGCUAGCAUUUGGUUGUUAAGUGCUUUGGAAUAGUGAAUUGGUGACUACAGUGUCAAAUGUAAAAAUUAAUACCGUUUAUUAAUAUAGAUUUUGAUUGUCUGAAUUUUUACCAACCUUGGAAACUGACUGAUUGAAAAUGUUUCACAAUGUUAUGGCCUUUACAACUGAUAUCGAGUUCUAGAAUCCUCUUUAUCGAGUUGUAUAGGGUAGAUGAGUUACUGUUUAUGUUAGAGAACAGUAACGUCUAAGUGAUUCUGUGCACAUGGGAGGAAAAUAUAUGUUUUAGCAGCCUAAGUGAGUUAUUACGCCAUCUAACUUAUAGUCAAGUGAUGAGAAAUGUGUUCAGAAAAGAAUAGCUCGUAUAUAAAGCUUCAAAAGAACAAUUCUCCGUGGUACCAUGGGCGAUUGGACAGAUGUACGGCGGAAGAGAGACUGUGGUCUGCCGGGGAUAUGGGCAGUUACCUAGUGAGGGAGAGCGACAGAAAACCCGGCUCAUAUGUGCUGUCUUACUUGGGACGCACGGGCAUCAACCAUUUCAGGAUAACAGCAGUAUGUGGAGACUUCUACAUAGGCGGCAGGCAAUUCGAUUCUCUUCCCGAUCUGAUAGCCUACUACACCAGUUGCUCGGAUCUGCUCAAAUCAGAGCGUCUCGACAAUCCAGUUGCCCCUCCUGAACCAGUCAAUGACAAGAAACGAAUUGUGGCCAUACUGCCUUACACCAAGAUGCCUGACACUGAUGAGCUCAGUUUUCAAAAAGGUGACAUCUUCUUCGUGCACAACGAUAUGGGCGAAGGAUGGCUGUGGGUGACUGCCCAUCGGACAGGGGAGCAAGGCAUGAUAUUCCGCGACUUGGUCGAUGAUUUAGAUGACUCCAUCGACCCUAAUACUGUAUUCAGCUGGUUCCAUCCUAAUUGCACCAAGUCAGAAGCUGUGGAUCUGCUAGUUAAAUCUGGUCCCGGUUCGUUCCUAGUCCGCCCGUCUGACAAUUCACCAGGCGACUAUUCGCUCUUCUUCCACAUCAACAACCAAAUCCAGCGAUUUCGCAUCGAGAAGAAGGGAGUGCGCUAUCUGAUGGGAGGACGUACCUUCGAGUGCUUGGAUGCAGUCAUCAACCGAUACAGGAAGGAGCAAAUCGUUGAAGGCCAUUCGCUAAUCAGACCCGUUUCCACGGUCAGUCUUGUCUAUUGUGGCUCCAUCUCUUAGUGAAAUUGGUUAAUUUCAAGCUUUAAAUUGCAUAAUUAUGUUAUUCUAAAUUUUGGAGAUGUGUCAAUCAUUAUGACAACUUUAAAAUCAGGUUU